AUGGGCAGCAUAGCGGGACUCGAGAGGUUUGACAGUCCGGGUAAAGGACGAGGUCUCCGCGUCACCAGACCCUUUAAAGUAGGAGAGCUGCUGUUUUCCAGCCCGGCGUAUUCUUAUGUGCUGUCAGUGAAGGAGAGAGGCUGCUACUGUGAGUCCUGCUUCACCAGGAAAGAGAAUCUGGCAAGAUGUGGGAAGUGCAAGAAAGCUUUCUACUGCAACUCAAAAUGCCAGAAAGGAGAUUGGGCCAUGCACAAGCUGGAGUGCUCUGCCAUGAUUGCAUUCCAAGAGAACUGGUGCCCGUCAGAGAUAUCUCGCCUGGUGGCCCGGAUCCUCGCAAAGAAGAAAACUCAGAAAGAACGAUGUGUUUCUGAAAGGAUCUUGUUAAUGGAGGAGGUACAAUCACACGUGGAGGACGUAGAUAAUGAGAAAAGAGAGAUGAACGAGUCAGAUGUUGCAGGACUGCAUCGUUUUUUCUCCAAAAAUGUGGAGUUUCCUGACCAUAAAGACCUUCUCACACUCUUCUCCCAGGUUGCCUGUAAUGGUUUCACUAUAGAGGAUGAUGAACUGUCCCACAUGGGUACUGCAAUCUACCCAGAUGUGGCACUGAUAAACCACAGCUGUCUUCCCAGCGUCAUAGUCACAUAUAACGGGACGGCGGCGGAGGUCCGGGCGGUGCGCAACAUGAAGCCUGGAGAUGAAGUGCUCAUCAGCUACAUAGACCUCCUCUAUCCAUCAGACGACCGCAACAACAGGCUGAGAGAGUCCUAUUAUUUCACCUGUGACUGCCAGGACUGUAAAACCAAGUCCAAGGACAAGGAAAAGUUGAAAGUACGUAAGCGGAGGGACCCCAUAGAGCCAGAGGUCAUCAGCAACAUGGUGCGGUACGCCAGGAAGAUUAUCAGAGAGUUCCGGGCUGUCAAACACAUAAAGACCCCUAGUGAGUUGCUGGAGAUGUGUGAACAGAGCCUGGAGGAGAUGGGAGCCGUCUUUGAUGACGCUAAUGUCUACAUGCUCCACAUCAUGUACCAGGCCAUGGGGGUUUAUCUCUUCAUGGAGGACCCAGAAGGAGCAGUCAGAUACGGCGAGAAGAUCCUUAAACCUUACAGCAAGUUGUAUCCACCCUACUCUUUGAAUGUGUCCUCCAUGUAUCUGAAGUUGGGCCGACUGUACAUGGGCCUAGAGAGGCACUCAGCGGGCGUCGGCGCUCUCAAGAAGGCAAUGGCCAUAAUGGAGGUGGCUCAUGGGAAGGAUCACUUCUACUUGACAGAGUUGCGCAAAGAGAUGGCACGAAAAUGA
Anoplopoma fimbria (sablefish) is the source of this 1296-nucleotide messenger RNA. It is a transcript of the gene smyd2b, whose product is annotated as SET and MYND domain containing 2b. Gene Ontology annotation, molecular function: protein binding. Gene Ontology annotation, cellular component: nucleus. Lineage: Eukaryota; Metazoa; Chordata; Actinopteri; Perciformes; Anoplopomatidae. The record is from RefSeq and is a predicted model, not a curated record. The transcript is spliced from 12 exons. The coding region runs from base 1 to 1296 and encodes 431 amino acids.